Molecule: messenger RNA, 6259 nt
Organism: Ochotona curzoniae (black-lipped pika)
Lineage: Eukaryota; Metazoa; Chordata; Mammalia; Lagomorpha; Ochotonidae
Gene: CHIC2
Product: cysteine rich hydrophobic domain 2
Exons: 6
Coding region: 73-570 (165 amino acids)
Source: RefSeq, a predicted model, not a curated record
AGCGGGGCGCACGCCCCUGGAGCCAGGCCCCGGUGGGCAGGGGCAGGGCCGGGGGGCGCGCCGAGGCUCAGCAUGGCGGAUUUCGACGAGAUCUACGAGGAGGAGGAGGACGAGGAGCGGGCCCUGGAGGAGCAGCUGCUCAAGUACUCGCCGGACCCGGUGGUGGUCCGCGGCUCGGGUCACGUCACCGUAUUUGGAUUGAGCAACAAAUUUGAAUCAGAAUUCCCUUCUUCAUUAACUGGAAAAGUAGCUCCUGAAGAAUUUAAAGCCAGCAUCAACAGAGUGAACAGCUGUCUUAAGAAGAGCCUUCCUGUCAACGUGCGCUGGCUGCUUUGCGGCUGCCUCUGCUGCUGCUGCACACUCGGCUGCAGCAUGUGGCCGGUCAUCUGCCUCAGUAAGAGAACACGAAGAUCGAUUGAGAAGUUAUUAGAAUGGGAAAACAAUAGGUUAUACCACAAGCUGUGCUUGCACUGGAGACUGAGCAAAAGGAAAUGUGAAACGAAUAACAUGAUGGAAUAUGUCAUCCUCAUAGAAUUUUUACCAAAGACACCGAUUUUUCGACCAGAUUAGCAUUGACUGUGUUACAGACUUUGCAGUGCGCUGUCUUCCCAAUGGUGCCUUGCUUGGUGCUCUCCUGGUGGUGACAUUACGUGGGCUCUGCAGAAGAGAGUGGCGUCCUGUUCUGUUAUUUUAAUAACCGCAUGUUCUAAGUGUGCAUUUUUGUCAAACUUUGCAAGUUAUUUCAUACAGAUGUUUAAUACUUAAGUUAUUGUGCCCUUUUCUGUUAUGUGUUCUGAUUUUCGAGGAUUACUUUUUUGUAUUCUCAAAAAAAUACAUUUGAACUUAGCAUAAAAAGUGGCCAGCCUUUUUUAUUUUAUCACCAAGGUACGCACAAUUCCUUGCUGAUGAAUUCCUUGCCGUGGAAGGACACCUUUGUAAAGCUCUACUCAUCUGUUGGAGCAAGCACACUGUUUCAUUUUUUUCCUUUACACUUAGCCGAGUCUUUACUUUUAGGUUGCACGUGUUCUUUAACAACCUGUGGGACCUGACGUAACCCUUCUCACACAACUCGCAGAGCUCUGCCUGUGCCGGCCGAAGGCCCACCUGCCUCCCAAGGUAGUCGGCAGAAAACCGGUUUCUGUUAGAGUAGACAAGUCAGUGGGUGAUAUGCAUGCAUCUAGUGGUUAUAGAGCUCAGGGCCACAGAACAGAGUAGCAGCCCAAUCUGUGUAUUUCUACCAAAUGAUAUUAAUAAUGGCCUUUCUUGGGUUAUUUUUAUUGUUUGUCAAAUCUUAUAUAAAAAUACGGAAGUAUUCCUUUUAAACAUUUCUAAGAAAAAUAUUUCUCCCGGUCUAAUGUCACUGUAGAAUAUUUGUGAAGACCUUCUGAAAGCAGGCCGAGGUUCUAGGGUUCAGAGCAGGCUGGUGUCUGACACCGUGCUGAGCCCGAGAAGGAUCGAGGCCAAGAGGUGGACGCGGUGUCCGGGACCGUUGCGUCCACGUGUUUUCCCAGGGCAGUCAGUUCCUGUUCCUUUACGUGGUUGAGAACGUGACAGGCGCAGUUGAGUCAGAUGGGCGUGUCUUCCACACCCUUGUCCGUACACAGAUCCCCCCUUUGGCAAUACAUAGCUCCAUGCAUUUUAAAUGCUUUCAGGAUUGCUGAAUGACUUAUGUGUAAACUUUUGUUUUUAUAAGCCUGAAAUUAUGCAAGUUUUCAUGUGUGUCAACAACUUGUUCCAUGCAACUGUGGUAUCAAGCAAUAAUGUGAAUAACUUUUGAAAUUAUAUAAACUUUGCUUAGUAAUUUGUAUUAAGAAUUGGUACCACCAUAUAAUACCUUUUUUCUUUGUAUUAAAUCUUUUAAAUACCAAUUUGAUUAAUUUAUAUAUCUGUAUUUUUUUUAAAAGUAUUUCUUUGUACUUCUCCAGAGUACUGUGCUUCUAUAUCUAAAUCUGAAUAGUUAAAUGCCCAGCAUCUUAUAGGAGCGACCUCAGGAGCUGUCUUAAAAACUAGGAUUUUCAAACAAAGGGUUUUUGGCUGAGAGUUAGGUGUUUCUGUUGCUCCUUAAAUAAUAGCUUGAAUUUAUAGGACGCGUGACCUGUGAAGAGCUGCAAGUGCCAAGAAUCCAGAUUCUCUGUUGGGCCCAGCCUUGUCCCCCGCCUUGCAAUGGUGUGGCUGGCAGCGGGCUCCCGUACUGCACCCCGGUUCCCCAGGGCUGCCGUGACUCGACCUCUGACUCCACAUAGUGCAGAAUCUGCUUUCAGACGGGCCGUGACCGUGUGACUGUGCAACGCAGUGUUCCCUUGUGGGAUCGUGUAGGUCCGUGGGCUGACCAACUUUGUAAAAGGAACUUACUGUUUAGACUUUGGUUUUGGUCCUAUUAUUGUUCUGUCAGUCAUAAUUUUGAAAAUUAUUAUAUUCCUGUAAGUAUAUUUUACAGUAAGAUCAUUUUCAUAGCUGGUGGUAUUUGAAGUAUAAGAUUUUUUAAAAACUUUUUAUUGAGCACUGUGUUAGUUGCGUGAAGACUUCCUUGUCCAGCCAGUGUGUAUAGAAAAGAACAGAACGCUCACGGGUGGCACCCCCGCCACUGAUUUGCCUUCAGCGGUUGGAUCUCCGUGCUUGGGUUUUCCUUAGUGAUUCAGUGGGACUCUGGCUUGCGAGCUUAAUGUCCAUGACCCUGGACAUUGUUACAUGAUGACCGUCCAAGGAAGGGUUUGAAAUGCCUGUUGUGCACCUGGCUUCUGACUUGGGACCUGAGCCAUACGAUGGUGUUUUACAGCUGUUGCAGCAGAUCCAGUGUAGAGCUUUUGCUUCCAUAGGCCAAGGAUUGUUUUUUUAAUGUACCAUUGGUAUUUUAUAAUCAGGCAAGACUCCUGAGUAUAAGCAUUCUUUUCUCAAAUAAUAGACUUUCCAAACCCUAUUAUACGCAGGAUCUUCAAAAAGUCCUAGGAAAGCAUGUAUUAUGAGAAAAAAACUAUGCAUGAUUUAAAAACACUUUUGCACCAAAAUAGCUUAUGUUCUAAUUGCAUCUUUCCACAAACCUUUUUAAAGCCCUCUUCUAUUUUAACAUAUGACGUUGGAGAUCUUGGCUAGCGUGGAUGCCCCAGAGCCCAGCAGCUCUAGUCAAACUUGAUGUGACACAGUUGGCCCCUCCCUCCCCAGGGCCUCGCCCUCAUCCAUCCACGUGGCCAUCACGUGUUUGUUAGGACUCUCAAGGACUAGGUUUCAUUCGUAUAAAAAAAUGGACAUGUAAUUUUGGCCUAAAGUCAACAAAAUUAAUUCAAUAAAACCUUGAAUAAAAGUAAACAGUGAUUUUCCUUUUCUUAUUAGAAUAAAAUUUGUCCUAUAAGUGAAUAAUUUCCAGCCAGGAGAGCCCACCGUGAUUGUGUUUUCAGUGGUAUUUGCAGAGAGCUUCUCCUGAUGGUUUUUGUGUGUUGGCACACACAUGUGGAGCACACACCUCUGUCAGCAUUGCACAGCAGCCUUUGUGCAGGAGUGAUACCAGGGAGUGAGCGUGUGAGUUCAGACUCCACUCGUUCUGUGUUGAUACAUCAUGGCCAGACUGUCGGGGCUCAUAGUAUUUGAUGUCACAGUUGCAACCUGACAGUAAGUAGGUGUUUUGGUUUGCUGCUGGUCAGUAGUCCUGAGUCCAUCUCAAGCACCCUGUGUCCACACUGUCAGUGACUAGACUGCAGCAUCCAACCCGGAUGCUCCUCUCCGCCCUCCUGGCCCCUGUGUGGUCUCCUGGACUCCAGCAAGCCUGAGCUCAGCAGGGCCUCUGUCUUCCUUGCAGGCCCCUCGCCCUGCUGAGAGCAGCUUGCAUGUGGGUUGGGUUUCGCUUGUCUGGGUCCAGGCACCCCGCACACACGGCCGCCUCCUGGGAUGCUCCCGGGCCACCCUUUUGUCUAAUUGAGGGAAUGAAAAACAGGCCUAAACCAAGCUGCUUUAUGGCCCCUAACAGUUUGUGCUUAAAGGGAAAAAAGAUUCAUUUUUUGUUGAUGUAGCAGCCAAAUUUAUGGUUCUGUAAGUUUUUUAAAUUCUCAAUUAUCUUGUUUUACAGCAUUACAGAGAUUCAGAGAAAUCAAGUAUUGUUUAUGUUAUUAGUCAUAUAUCCUAACACAUAAUACUGAAAACAAAGAUGUAGGAUGCUACUUUUGAUUUUCUGAAUUCCUUUCUGGUGUCCUACAAAAUCAUGAACUUACUUGGUCUGUCUGCUAUUCAUUUCCACAACAAGAAUAUUCUAUGACCGACCUCAUAGCGUAAACUCAUGAAACAAUGUUUUUCAAUCAUUUUUAUCUUCUGGUUAUUUAUUCAGUAUUUUAUGAAAGUAAGCAGCUGAUGCUUGUGAGUAAUUUUGCAUUAAGAAUGCAUCCCCUAAACAUUCUUGUGUGUUGAAGAGCCCCGCCAACAUUAGAUAAGACAGUUGAGAAGAGCUCCUGCAAGACCUUUGGAAAUAUGCUGCAGGUGAGAAAAACUGAGCAAAAGCCUGCUUUUUUAAUCCCUGUGCUUUUAAAAACUCUUUGAGAGUUAACUGCUAUUUUCUCUUUCGAAAAAUAAAGUGUAUAGUUUUAUGUCGGAGCUGUUUAGAUGAGCUGACCGCAUGGGGCAAGCAGCUUACCCAGGACUUGUGUUGCUGCUGCCCUUUGCUGUUCUGAUGUCCGCCAGCCUUCAGAAGGAGAUGGGGAUGGCUCGGGGAUUUCUCUGCAAACAGCUGAACUACGUUCCCAUUCAUGUCUCCUCCUGCUGUGUAAUUCAGCAGACCUGGUUCUCAUUCUUUUUGUUGACAUAAAACUGGAGCUCUAGAAUGUUCCAGGAGGGUCUUCACCUGCAUGAUAAACCUUUUGCACUAAAGUGAAGGUCUCCUCCUAGCAGCUUCUUAGAGAAUUAUAAUCCUGCUCAUUUGCUAGGAAGGCUUUGUAAACAGGUAUGUGUUUUCACUUAGCAGCGUCUCUUUUCCUUCUGUUUUCCAUUGUGGAAGCUGUUAACAUUUGCCCCCUCAGGAGGGUGAAGUGGAAGGAAAGAGGACCGGGUCGGAGGCGGGCUGGGAGACACCCUGCCUGAGAGGGUACGUGGGUGCUUGUCUGUCACGCUGGAAGGUGUUUUUCAGAGCAUGAAAGAAAAAGCCUUAGUGGGGAGCUGCCUUGGAGAGAAUACUCAUAUCCAUCUUUCAUAACUGCCAUCUGGUGGGGCAGGAGCGCUUGGCCACGGGUUCCAGAGACUGUCCUUCGUUUGAGUUUUCACAUGACAUUCCCCAAGGGUGAGUGAGCAUGCAGAACAAAGCAGGAUAUUAACUGCCUUCAAAUCAUUGUGGUAGUGUUCAGGUAAGUCUAGUAACUUGUUAAUUGAAGUUAAAGUAUCAGGUUGAAUUUCUAGGCAUGCAUUACACUUUACAGUCAAUAUUAACAAACCUGGUCUUUUUAGAGAGAGGUUGUUGUUGAUAGAAAAUUGUUGGAUUGUUCCAGCUGAGGAGGGUCCUGGGUUGGUGUUACCAUUACCGCUGAGGAGACUGGCUUGUGGUCUUGGGUUAGUGUUACCGUAUGGUUAGUCGUAGGAUGUUAAAUCUGUGUUGACUAGUUAACAAAUGGAGUGCUAACUUGUGUUAAGGGAUUUUUUUUUUUUUACUUUCUGUUUGUUUUGGCCAGUUGGGUGUUAUUUUUAAAUGGGCUUAUUGUAACAUGUGAUUGCAACAGUAAUGCCAUGCCUGUAACUGAAAUAUGGCUAAUUUAUACCAUUUGGUCUUUAAGAACUCACAUAAAAAUUGAAGUGUUAAGCACCUUUAGGUGGAGUUGGGAAGGGGAGCCUGGGACAUCACACCAGUGCACACUGACCCAGCGCAGCGGAUGUGGAAAUCAAAUGACUACAUGCACACCCUUGGGGAGAUGUGACCUGCACAGAUGGCUGGUGACAAAAUGAUUGCUCUGAAAUUAUUAUUUCAGUGGGGACUGUGUGCAGUGAAGUUAAAUAAAAUAUGUGAUUAUAACAUGGUUAGGAAAAAAGCAUAGAAGUGCAACUUUAUUAUUUUUCACAAAAGAUUUUGAUUCUCCCACAUUUUAAGAUAGCUGCAGCUUUUAAACAGGAUUCUCAAAUAUCUGAAGUAAGUUUCUCAGGUUUCUGGAAGUAGUUCUCUACUCUUGUAAAUACAAACAUUCAGCAGUAUCUAAACUUGUGUGUUGCCUUGUAGUGUCAGGGAACUGUCACCAUUCAUUUUUUACUCUUUGACUCCGCUGGGCCAGAUCCCAGUGUAAAUCUUCACAGAGUAAUU